Molecule: messenger RNA, 2843 nt
Organism: Tupaia belangeri chinensis (Chinese tree shrew)
Lineage: Eukaryota; Metazoa; Chordata; Mammalia; Scandentia; Tupaiidae
Gene: IMPA1
Product: inositol monophosphatase 1
Biological process (GO): signal transduction; phosphatidylinositol phosphate biosynthetic process; inositol metabolic process
Molecular function (GO): inositol monophosphate 1-phosphatase activity
Source: RefSeq, a predicted model, not a curated record
AUGCAGUAACCCUAGCAAGACAAGCUGGAGAGGUGGUUCGUGAAGCCCUGAAAAAUGAAAUGAAUGUUAUGAUUAAAAGUUCUCCAGCUGAUUUGGUAACUGCUACUGACCAAAAAGUUGAAAAAAUGCUUAUCUCUUCCAUAAAGGAAAAGUAUCCAUCUCACAGCUUCAUUGGAGAGGAAUCUGUGGCAGCUGGGGAAAAAAGUGUUCUAACAGACAAUCCCACAUGGAUCAUUGACCCCAUUGAUGGGACAACUAAUUUUGUACAUAGAUUUCCUUUUGUCGCUGUUUCGAUUGGCUUUGUUGUAAAUAAAAAGAUGGAAUUUGGAGUUGUGUACAGUUGUGUGGAAGAUAAGAUGUAUACUGGCAGGAAAGGAAAAGGAGCCUUUUGUAAUGGCCAAAAGCUACAGGUUUCUCGACAAGAAGAUAUUACCAAGUCACUCUUGGUGACCGAGUUUGGCUCUUCUAGAACACCAGAGACUGUAAGAAUUAUUCUUUCUAACAUGGAAAAGCUUCUUUGCAUUCCAAUUCAUGGGAUCCGGGGUGUUGGUACAGCAGCUGUUAAUAUGUGCCUCGUGGCAACUGGAGGAGCAGAUGCAUACUAUGAGAUGGGAAUUCACUGCUGGGAUAUGGCAGGAGCUGGCAUUAUUGUCACUGAAGCUGGCGGAGUGCUGAUGGAUGUAACAGGUGGACCAUUUGAUUUGAUGUCACGAAGAAUAAUUGCUGCAAGUAGUCGAACAUUAGCAGAAAGGAUAGCCAAAGAAAUUCAGAUAAUACCUUUUCAAAGAGAUGAUGAAGAUUAAUUACAACAGUCUCCUAUUCAGUCACAGUUGUUUUUUGCAGAUUUGCUGAAGCACUAAUGAACAUCUGUUUCAGAUAUAUGAUGUGAUUGAUUUGAAUGAUCUUUGAUGUCCUGAUUAAAAAAUUGGAACUUGUUCUAUACUUUACUAAGAUCAGGUAUGCAAGUAUAGAUGCAAUGUUUGUUUCAUUGUUUUUUAAAAAUCUGUGUGUAAAAAUGUACUUUGGGAAAAAUACACAAAAAAUACUGUUUAUGAGCUAAGUAUAAUGUUAGUUGAAAUAGUCAGUUUAGCAGUUUUGCAUUUUUAAGUAUAGAUGGCCCUCUAAAAUUUUGACUUAUUAAUUAUAAACACUCAAAUAAAAAGUCACCUAUUUGGAAAAAACUUAUCUCUUUAGUUCCAAAACUCAUAUUGAAUUACAUUUGUAGGGCUAUAAUGUUUAUGUCCUAGACUAAAGUUUCCUUCUUUGUAGAGAAUUUUGUUCUAUACGUCAGAGUACAAACAGCACCUAGCACAGUACCUGUUAAAUAGUAGGCAAUCCCAAAAGAAUUAUUAUAAGAAUGAAUAUUUUGAAAGCAGCAAUUCCUUGUGAUAUGGUUAGAGUACCCCUACUGAAACUUUCGGUGUAAGUUGACACACAUUGGGUCACAUUGGUUGGUGGGGUGGAGUGGAAGACGAUAUGGGGACAGAUUCCUUAUUAAUAGAUUAAUGCCAACAGGUUGUCAGGAAUUCCCUCCAGAGUGGGUUGAUAUAAACCCAGUCAGCUGACUGCUGGUCUCUCUUUGCACAUGCUUGUGUUUUUCUUUCCUCUUCUCUUGGCCAUGUUGUGACAUAGAACCAGAAACCAGUGAGAUGCCAGGCCCCUUGCCUUUGGACUUUUUAACUGUCAGCAUCAUGAACCAAAUAAGCCUCCAUUCUUUAUAAAUUACACAGUCUCGGGUGCUAGCAUCACAAAUAGAUUAAGACACCUAGUUAUAAUAGAUACAUAAAUAAACUCACUGUUCUGUAUUUUCAUUUCAGGUUUUGAAGUAAAAAUUACCCAGUUAUCCUUUUUAUGUUUCUCAUUCACAUUAACAUACUGCCAGAUAGCAUUGCUUAAUGUGGACAAUUUAAUAUACUUUCUCAGAGCAUUUACAGUAUAUGUUAGAUUCUCUAAGGUCUGUGUGUAAGAGAGAAGAAGCUUUCCAAAAAACAAUUACCUCAGGUAUCUGAUAUAACUAGAUACAGUAUAACAUUUUACUAAAUUCAGUAUUCUUAGUUUAAAGAUGUUUACGGUUGGCACAUACGCUGUAUUGUUAAUAUUGAACACAUUUGAUUUUUCUCCAUAUUUCUUAUUUAACUUUGUUGCUGAUAGAUUUUAAUUAGCUUUUUCAAUACUGUUUAAUCAAACACCUCAUCCUCCUUUUUAAACAAAAUUGAUCUUAUUCUAUCAUGUACUUAUUUGUGAAACACUCUUUGUCUUUGUUAUGAAUUCCUAGCUAUUCCUAGAAAUUAUUUCUAGUGUAGAGGCAGUAGUUUACCUGUGAUCAUUGUGGCUCAGUUGUUCUUAACUUCAAGGUCUAGAGUGGAGUCUAAGAUGUUAUGUUUAAAGAAAGAAAAGAAUAAUCAUUUCAGUCUUUUCUUUUGCCUCAUAUCAAUAUAACUAUUCUGUCUCAUUUAGAAAAUAAAAUACUUAUUGUUACCUAAUUAAUAUAUGUACAUAAUUUAAAUGUUCAACUAAUACAAAAAGUUCAGAACAAAAAAGAGCAUUUUCUUAUCCCAUUGUCUCCCCACCUCUGAGUCCAUCUUCCUAAACACCUUUAGCGGUUGUUUCUGGUACUAAAAAAUAAAGUACUGAAACUGAAAAAGAAAAUCAUACUGGAUUAUAGACACUUCUAAAGGAUUAACUUAUUAAUGUUGCUUGUCAUGUGAACAGACUCUUAAGCUUUGUUAUAGGCUCUUGUGAGCCUUGCAGUUGAUGAGAUGAAAAGUGCUUCAAUAAAUAUAAUUUUCUAGGUAGGAUGUUGUUUUAUUUUUGUGUAAAGCUAAUAAAUUAAAUAUAUAUGA